Molecule: messenger RNA, 1460 nt
Organism: Brachypodium distachyon (stiff brome)
Lineage: Eukaryota; Viridiplantae; Streptophyta; Magnoliopsida; Poales; Poaceae
Product: F-box/FBD/LRR-repeat protein At3g26920-like
Molecular function (GO): protein binding
Source: RefSeq, a predicted model, not a curated record
ACCAUGGAGGAAGAUCACAUCAGCGGGCUCCCGGACGACUUGCUGGGCGAAAUCAUCUCCCUCCUCCCCACCAAGUCCGGCGCCCGCACGCAGCUCCUGUCCCGACGGUGGCGCCCCCUCUGGCGGCGCUCGGCUCCCCUCAACCUGAGUACCGCGACCAGUUCCUCGAUUAGCGAAGACCGCACCGCCGCCGCGGUCUCCAGGAUCCUCUCGGCCCACCCCGGCCCCGCACGCCGCGCCUCGCUCGGCUUCAUCUGCUUCAUCCCCGACAUGGACACCUGGUUCCGCUCCCCGUCCCUCGCCAACCUCCAGGAGCUCGAGUUCGCCUACAUGAUGCGUUGCCCCGGCGGCGGGGGCACGAUGCACCGGCUGCCGCCGUCCGCGCUCCUCCGCUUCGCGCCCACGCUCCGCGUCGCCCUGUUCCGCAGCUGUCAGUUCCCCGACCUGGCGGCGCCGCCGCUGCCGCCCAAUUUUCCGCGCCUCAAGCGGCUCGCCUUUCAUCGCCUCUCGGAUGACUCCCUCCGAACCCUGAUCUCCGCGUGCACCGUCCUGGAAACCCUUUCGCUGGGACGCGUCGCCUUUCAUCGCCUCUGCAUCUGCUCUCAAACUCUCAGGAGCAUCAGCGUCUAUGCUCCUAUGGACACCAAAUUAGGCAUCGUCACUUCUCGAGAGCUAGUCAUCGAGGACACCCCUUGCCUUGAGAGGCUGCUGCCAUUUUACCCGGACAGUACAACUGGUCCCUCGGCCAUCCAGGUGAUCUGGGCACCUAAGCUGAAGAUGUUGGGUUUGCUCUCCCAAGACAUAUCCGCACUUAACCUUGGAAGGACAGUUUUUCAGAAAAUGAUUGCCGUCAAGUUGAUGACCAAAAUGCUCACCGUGAAGACUUUGGCUCUUGACUCUGUUGGCCCUAAUUUGGAUGCGGUCGUUGACCUCCUCAGAUUUCCUUGCUUGGAUAAGCUCUAUGUCCUUUUGCAUAUACAGAAGGGUUUGAAUACUGUGCGGAGGAAUUAUGACUCCCUGGAUCCAGUUGAAUGCCUUGAGCUCCAUCUCAAAGAAGUGGUGUUGAAGAAUUACAGUGGUAAAAGGAGACCACAUAUUGACUUUGCGAGGUUUUUUAUUUUGAAUGCGAAAGUGCUAAAGGAAUUGGAGAUCGGAUUUCUUAACAAACAAACCGACAAAUGGGCGUGUUAUCAACGUAGGCGGCUGCAAGUGGAGAAUAGAGCUUCUCGAGAUGCACGAAUUGAACUAAAAAGCAAUUUGCCUACGAAAUUCACGCACAACAGGCAUAUCCAUGAUUUGUCAAUGGCUGAUCCCUUUGAAAAGUCAUUUGUCAAUAGGUAGAACUUGUGAAAUAAAAAUUUGGAGGAAAAAGCGGGCAAGCUUCCUUGAGAAUCUCUUUGAAGAUGCAAUUCGGAGGGGCAAAUAAGCAAGAUUAAGAUAUAUGUUAAUCAGAUAUUGCA